UGGGCUGGGCUGACAGUACCUAGUGACACAGUGCAGACACACCUGCAGACAUUCACUGGGGAAGGGCAGCAGCAGUAAGGAAACACAGGAGCCUAAGCAUCACCUUCAGAUACUUCUGUGCUGCAUCCUGGUCAAGUAUUUCCUAGCUGUGUGACCUUGAGUGUGAAUGAGGCAGGAUGAAUUGGACGGGUUUGUACACAUUGCUCAGUGGUGUGAACCGACACUCAACCGCCAUUGGCCGGGUCUGGUUAUCGGUCAUCUUCAUCUUCCGCAUCAUGGUGCUGGUAGUGGCCGCCGAGAGCGUGUGGGGUGAUGAGAAGUCUUCCUUCAUCUGCAACACCCUCCAGCCCGGCUGCAACAGUGUCUGCUAUGACCACUUCUUCCCCAUCUCCCACGUGCGCCUGUGGUCCCUGCAGCUCAUCCUGGUCUCCACACCAGCCCUCCUGGUGGCCAUGCAUGUGGCCCACCAGCAGCACAUAGAGAAAAAGAUGCUGCGGCUCGAAGGCCAUGGGGACCCCCUCCACUUGGAGGAGGUGAAAAGGCACAAGGUGCACAUCUCGGGAACCCUUUGGUGGACCUAUGUCAUCAGCGUGGUCUUCCGGCUGCUGUUUGAGGCUGUGUUCAUGUAUGUGUUUUACCUGCUCUAUCCGGGUUAUGCCAUGGUGCGACUAGUCAAGUGUGAUGCCUACCCCUGCCCCAACACAGUGGACUGCUUCGUAUCCCGGCCUACUGAGAAAACCGUCUUCACUGUCUUCAUGCUGGCUGCCUCUGGCAUCUGUAUUAUCCUCAACGUGGCUGAGGUGGUGUACCUCAUCAUCCGGGCCUGUGCCCGUCGUGCCCAACGCCACUCCAAUCCACCCUCCCGCAAGGGCUCAGGCUUUGGCCACCGCCUGUCACCUGAAUACAAGCAGAAUGAGAUCAACAAGCUGCUGAGUGAGCAGGAUAGCUCCCUGAAAGACAUACUGCGCCGCAGCCCUGGCACUGGAGCCGGCCUGGCAGAGAAGAGCGACCGCUGCUCAGCCUGCUGAGGCCACAUACCAGGCAACUUCCCCUCCUGACUGUCCCCCACCCACUCUCAUCCCCCCUAGGCCUGCCCUUCAUUCCCCCUCUCUACCCUACCAAUACUCAGGCCUCCCUGCCCACUCGGGGUAGCUCCAUCAAAGUCCCCCUUGCCUCCCUGUGUCCCUUUCCCUCAGGAACUUUCCUGAGAGGCCUUGGAGAAGUAGGGAGUUGGAGACCACCCACACCAGUACUCCAGCUUGUUAGGGUGUGAGCAGCUCUUGUUGGCUCUACCCCUUUCCUCUUCCUUCUCCCUGGGGCCAGAUAUAGGAUGACAGUUCUCCAAUGAUGAAGCUAAUCUUAACCCUUGGGCCGUCGGAUGCCCUAUUUCUGGAGUCCCAUCUGUGGGGAGAUGUGUGGGUCUAUGGAAUGGAGGGUGUGUUAGUAGAGAAUGGGGUGGGGGUGAAUGCAAGAAGGAGGGACAGAGCUUGCUGGCCACCAGGAAAAGGAGGAUGCAUCGGGGAUCAGGGAGAGAAGGAGGGAGAAGCAGGAAGAUAAGCUGGAGUGGAGGGUUGGUCACGGCUGCCUCUGCCUCUCCUCCUCAAGGCCUCUCUCUGCCUGAAAUGUUACAAAUUAAACAGGAUUUUACAGUAAAUGAA
Molecule: messenger RNA, 1658 nt
Organism: Erinaceus europaeus (western European hedgehog)
Lineage: Eukaryota; Metazoa; Chordata; Mammalia; Eulipotyphla; Erinaceidae
Gene: GJB1
Product: gap junction protein beta 1
Exons: 3
Coding region: 177-1028 (283 amino acids)
Biological process (GO): cell communication
Cellular component (GO): connexin complex
Source: RefSeq, a predicted model, not a curated record